AUGUCCUUUUUCCGAAAUACCGCAGUUCAUGGUUUAUCUCAUUUUAUUGUUGUCGGUUAUGCAACUAUUGAGACACCCAGUCCAGCAACUGUGAGACUGGACUUCGCGUUUGUUACAAUCCCGUUGAAAGAAGUUCCUCAAAAAGCCGAAAUACAACAAUGGCUUCACAUGCAAUCGCCCAGUCUGAUCCAGCUGGACCAAUGGCAAAACGGUUCGACUGCUAACAGUUCGCCCAAUGCCCCGCGAUUUCGCAAGCGCUCGACCCCGAUCGCGUGCUUCCGGCACUCCACUUCCGCAUCCGCUUUUUCCAUACUGAAUGAAACGGUUGAGGAGAGCCCCACCGGGGAUGGUAAAUCCAACACUCCAGUACCCGCCAUUUCCCGUGGACGCAAGAAAACGUGGACUGCUGGGGUCGUUCCGGCUGAAAAAGAAUUGUCUCGUGAGUCCCGAUCGACGGGCAGCGCUUCCGCUCACGGGACGACCAUCAGCGCGAUGAAAGGUGGGUUGGAUGGAACCUGCAAUUCACCAGUCUACGGUACAGGUGCAUUUGUUUUACCUGAUAGCGGUCCAAUGCCACAAAUUCGUGUGAAUCUGCAAUACGAAGCAAUGGAUGUGCUUCCGAUAGACUACUACGGAGAACUACGAGAGUUUGUCAAAACGCAUUCCCUCGCCCUGGUUCGAUUCUUGGAACCUCAGCUGGCGGCAAAACAAAAAGAAGAGUUGGCCAGUUGUUUGGUGAACAUUUAUGAAAGAAUUCCUGGUCUGUCUGUCGCUCAGCUGUUGACAGAUUUACUCCGAGAAGACUUACGGCAGCACAACGACGAGAGCAUGAUUUUUCGAUCAAAUUCCGCCGGCACCAAGGCUGUUGAAUGCUACAUCAAACUGGUCGGAAAUGAUUAUUUACAGCACAUCCUUAAAUCAUCAAUUGAUCAGUUAUUGGCUACCUCCGAAGACUUCGAAAUAGAUCCUUCGCGUAUAACAAGUACAGAAUCCAAUGGAACGAUCAAUCCCGCUAAUGUAACUAAUCAAGUGGACAAGAACCGCGAAGCAUUGAUCAGACACUUGAAAGUUAUUUGGAGCAAAAUUUCCUCCAGUGUCUCUGAUUUACCCCGUGAACUACGUGAAGUGUUCGCCAGUUUGAGCACUUCCGUGGAACAGAGUCACGGAUCAAGAACAGCUGCACGACUGAUUUCCAGCUGUCUCUUUCUGCGAUUUAUCUGUCCGGCUAUCCACGGUCCCGUUCUAUUCGGCCUGGCCACAGCAGUUCCUGAGAGUAGUCGACUCUCGCGCAACCUUACCAUGGUUGCUAAAGUGUUACAAAAUUUGGCCAAUCUGGCCACAUUCGAGGAAAAGGAACGUCACAUGCGUUCACUGAACACGUUUGUGGAGGCCGAAAUUCCACGCAUGUGUGCAUUUCUUCAGUCCAUCUCGACCGAGCCCACAGACGAGGAUGCUCCGACCCAGAUGUCCGGCUGUCAUCAAUUUAUUGAUUUGGGCUAUGAAUUUGCUAAACUGACCAGUCUUCUAUUGGCUUACACAGGAAAUAGUACACUCCCUGAUGAACUGGCCGAUUUGCCCAGUAUUCUGUGUUUUAUCAACGAACACACGCAUGACGCAUUUCUCUCCUCCUGGACGCCGGAUGUUAUUCCUUGUCGUCGCUAUGCCAGUUGUGAUUCAUCCGGUCCUCUGCUUACCAAUCGGCCCCGGUUUAACAGUACGGAUAGUGUGCCCUAUGUACCAACAAGUACAAGUCAGACUGGACGAGACGGGUUCUCCAAUUACAGCUCAACGAAUUCACUUGUUCCUAAACUGGACGACUCGGGGACGGGAAGUCAAUCCGUGUUUCUAAACGGUCACGGAACGCACUCGUAUACCAGUGCUGUCCAAAGGCAAUCCACCGCACCAACCAGUCGUCAUGGCAGUACUUCAGGCAAUACCUCAGAUACUUUUUAUGUCCCCGAACCAACCGAGGAGGAGGAGGAGGAGAACACGGAAGAUUUGAUGGUCCAAUAUCAGGAACAGUUGCGUCAACUAAAUGCCUGUAUCGAUCGUGUCGAAUCAAACGAGAUCUGUCCCCGUGCGAUAACCUCUCAUCCGCAUAUCAUGCGAGUGAACGGCCUCGGGACAUCUUCCCAAAUAACAUCUCGUCUUCCAGAUCCCAAAUCACAUGCUGCUCAAAUCGGUCCUCCUAGCAUUCCAGGCAAUUGCGGAUCCAACACAAAUCGCACCGUUCCAUACACUGUUAGACCAACCGGUACAGAUGAGUUGAACUGUAUUAGUGACUACGAGAGUGGUGACCUGACAGAACGCUCGGACGAGCCGUGUCACAGUGAACCAAUGAAUACACCGAGUCGAGCAAUAGAUUCAGAUGCGGGUAAACAACCAUUUCUCGCCGGGUCUCCCAGUUUGGAUCAGUUGGCAGAACGAUUGCAAGAGCUACGAUUGUUGCUCAAACAUGAGAGACAGGAAUUGGAACAAGUGGUGGCGACAAAAACUCAAGCGAUUCAACAACAAGAACAAUCUAUCGAACAGUUGGCGUCCGAACUCGAUCAGCUACGACGCGGUCCCGGGGCACAAUCCGGACGUGGUCGAGUAACCAACGGACGUAAAUGGACAUCGGGUACGGUCAGUCCGUCCUCUUCUUGUUCUCUCUCUUCCGACUGUCACACAUCCAACCAGUCGGACGGUGCAUAUCUCUACUCGGACGAGUUAUCUGCUCUCCCAAAUGAUGCCGGCCAAUUCGCAUCAGAUUCGGUUCGUAUUCCGGGGACAAACUCUGCAGCACCAGCAGGGGCUGCAAUAGGAAAUGGAGGAGGAGGCAAUCAUCGGUUGCAACGUUUUCGUGCCAAGGCUUGGUCCGACCGAACUGAGCAGUCCAAUCUGACACCGACCAACACAAGUAAUACAGAGGCAAUGAAUCGUUAUGGACCAAAUUUGCUUGAUCUGACCCGAGCCAGUGAAGGCACUGGAAUUCCGUUAGGUACGGGGCAUCAAGCAAACGACAACGCUUUCACUGUGAUCUUCAAAGUACCAGCAAACCCAGCAAAGGCUGUUCGUCAACGACACCUUGCUACAGCCGAGGCGGUGGCUAUUCGCCUACUCAAUCGGUCCCUUUGGUCUCGAAAAAUGAUUCGUCCAGUCACUUUGUUUUCCCUUGUCAUGAUCGAGGGGCGCAGACCGGAAAUGAAACAGCUCACUCUAUCCACCGACUAUGAACAUCUUCGAACCACAAAACAAUAA
Messenger RNA from Echinostoma caproni, 3240 nucleotides. The record is from the annotation of a GenBank genome assembly. NCBI's taxonomy places the organism in Eukaryota, Metazoa, Platyhelminthes, Trematoda, Plagiorchiida, Echinostomatidae.